This is a messenger RNA of Cydia amplana, 15866 nucleotides long. It is a transcript of the gene ft, whose product is annotated as cadherin-related tumor suppressor. Gene Ontology annotation, biological process: cell-cell adhesion mediated by cadherin; multicellular organism development; adherens junction organization. Bases 570 to 15530 code for a protein of 4986 amino acids. The transcript is spliced from 9 exons. Gene Ontology annotation, cellular component: adherens junction; plasma membrane; catenin complex. Gene Ontology annotation, molecular function: cadherin binding; calcium ion binding. The record is from RefSeq and is a predicted model, not a curated record. NCBI's taxonomy places the organism in Eukaryota, Metazoa, Arthropoda, Insecta, Lepidoptera, Tortricidae.
AGUCGUGCAACCCUAAUGACGGCAAUAACUUAAUAUAUCUUAAUUUACCUGAGCCAGAACCAUGGUAAACUUUGUUUUUUUCGGCCUACCUGUGCCGUAUGCGAGCUUCUCGGAAUGACUGGUAUCAUACAAUAAGCAGUAGAAUCGUUCGGUGGCCGUUAUCUUAGCAUCAUCAUCACGCAGCGGAGCUUUGAAAGCUGCGGGGGAGGGGCGGCGUGAAAGCCUCCGCCCGCCAGUGCCGCGCCGACCGCGACGCGACCCGCAUGCCGCGCUGCCUCGCGCCCAGCUGACACACCGACAUAAACAUAACUCCAAAGUUAUGACAGACCGUGCUUGAAUUAAAAACUCGAAGAUACCUAAAGUUCAGUGAAAGAUUGUUCUGUGAGUGAAGGAUUGUAGUGCAGUGCGUGUCACGUGUGUUUACGAAGCGCGUAGGCGCAGGCGGGUCGCACUUUCCGUGAGAUAUUCGUGCGCGCAGGUCGCGGCCAUGUUGCAUACCUGAGGCGAGCGAGCGCGCUAGUGUGCGAACAGGACGGAGCGCUUUCGCCGAUAAUGUUUUUGUUGAUGUCAUGAUGAUGAGCGUUGUGGUGCUGCUGCUGGCGCUCGCGGCGCCGGCGGCGGCGGAGCAGAUGCAGUCGCGGGCAGUCGACACCGGCGUCGACCUCCGCGUGCCCGAGGACCAGCCGCCCGGCACACUCGUCGGCAAGAUCCCCACCAAACCCGGCUUCACGUACCGCUUCAAUGAGCCCCCGAAGGAGUUCGUUCUCGACCCUGUCACCGGAGAGAUCAGAACUAAUGUGGUUCUUGACAGGGAGGCAGUUGAUCGCUACGCCUUCGUAGUGCUGUCCAGUCAGCCGACGUACCCGAUAGAGGUUAGGCUGCGAGUGACGGACGUGAAUGACAACUACCCGGAGUUCCCUGAACCGAGCAUAGCUGUGGCCUUCUCCGAGAGCGCCGCGGCCGGCACCAAGCUGCUGCUCGAUGCGGCCACUGAUAAAGAUCUGGGAGAAAAUGGGAUCGCUAAUGACUACAGGAUCGUCGAUGGUGACAGUGAAGGAAAGUUUCGUCUCAAUGUUACUGUCAAUCCCAGUGGACAAACGUCCUACCUACAUCUGGAAACCACCGGCCGACUCGAUAGGGAAACAAACGAUUUCUAUAUCUUGAACAUAUCGGCACGCGACGGCGGUAGUCCGCCUAAAUACGGGUAUCUACAAGUGAACGUAACGAUAUUAGACGUUAACGACAAUCCACCGAUAUUCGAUCAAAGUGAUUUUUCAGUGUCGUUAAACGAGAGCGUGCCGCUGGGAACCACUGUUCUAAAAGUGACAGCAACGGACAGUGAUUUAGGUGACAACUGUAAAAUAACAUACGAAGUGACGGAUACCGAGAAGCAGUUCGCGGUGGAUCCCGAGUCCGGAGUGAUAACGACUGCUAAGAAAUUAAAUUGCCCAAAGUAUUGUAGUAAUAUGACGUGCAAUAUGACUUGUGUGCUGACAAUCAUUGCGCGGGACCACGGUGUACCCCGGCAGGACGCGAGAACGUAUGUUACAGUCAAUCUCAUCGACGCAAAUGAUCACGACCCAGUCAUUACCUUUACCUACGUACCACCCACAGCCAACUUUGCCACAGUCGAUGAAAACGCUAAGAACGGCUCACUAGUCGCCGCCAUUACUGUAACUGAUUUAGAUGCGGGAUUCAAUGGGAUUACUAGUGUUAAAAUUACUGCUGGUAACGAGCUAAACCAUUUCCGGCUGGAGAAUACCUCCAGUGUUUAUAUAGUUCAUGUUAAUGGUGUGCUUGACAGGGAAGAGAUCAGUAAGUACAAUUUAACUGUUGUUGCUACUGAUAAAGGUAGUCCUCCAAGAACUGCUACCUCAUUCUUAGUUAUACAUGUUAAUGAUGUUAACGACCAUGAACCAGUUUUCGAGAAAUCAGAAUAUUCUGCUAUUUUAAGUGAACUUGCACCUCCUGGUACGUAUAUUGCUGGUAUUACGGCUACAGAUGAAGAUACAGGGGUAAAUGCAGAAAUAUAUUACGAUUUCUAUGACGGAAAUCAACAGCAAUGGUUUUUCAUAGACCAUUUGACUGGAUUAGUAACAACAAGAUCUAUUCUAGAUCGAGAAAUACAAGGUACUGUCGAACUUAAUGUAUCUGCUAGGGAUGGUGGACCAAAUCCUAAAUGGGCAUUCACAAGACUCAAAAUAACUAUCUUAGAUGAAAAUGACGAGGCGCCUUCUUUUCCGCAGACUGAAAUUAAUGCUACUUUACAUGAAAAUGUUAAGCCAAUAAAAGAAAUCUUAAUCCUCACCGCUUCGGACUACGACCAGGGCACUAACGGCUCAGUUUCAUAUUACUUGCCAUCAAAUAUUGAGAGAAAAUAUCCCAAAACGUUUAUACUAGAUCCAUUAACUGGCCAACUCAGUACAAUAAUUGAAUUAGACAGAGAAAGAAUUAGUCUGUACGAAAUACAAGUUCUAGCCAAAGAUCAAGGAUUUCCGCCUCAGUCAUCUACUGCCACAGUUUAUCUGAAUGUCCUUGACGUAAAUGAUAAUGAUCCGGUAUUCUACCCAAAAAGGUAUAUAGAAAGUAUUAGUGAAGAUGUUCCACCGGGUUCUACUAUAGUACAGGUUAAGUCAUUUGAUUUAGAUGAGGGAGAUAACGCUAGAGUGACGUACAAGCUAGAAAGCGGCGGAGAUGGAUUCUUUGACGUAGAACCGUGGACCGGAAAUGUCGUCUUACAAAAAGAUUUUCACAAAGCGCCGGCUGCAUCCUACACAUUAAAAAUAUCUUGCAGAGAUAAAGGAAACAGGAGAGCUUAUGAUGAUGCUAUAGUAGAAAUCAUCAAAAUGGCACAGCGUAAAAAUCUUGAGUUUGAGGAGUAUAAUGGAUACACUUUUAAAAUUGUUGAAGAUGAAGGGACACAAAAAUAUCAAGCCGGCCGCUUUGUUGGUAAGGUCAGUGCUCGGAUGUCAAGUGAAAGAAUUACUUAUCAUAUUUUGGAGGGUGACCCUAAAAAUAUAUUUAAGAUUGAUGAAAGGAGUGGCAUAAUUACAACAGAGUCGAAUAUUGACCGCGAAGAGAAAAUGAACUACCAUCUAACAAUACUUGCCAAAAGUGGUGUGGCAUUUGGGUUCACUACUGUAAACAUAUCUGUUUUGGAUAUAAAUGACAACUAUCCUGUAUUCAUCGAAGAUAAGGAUGAAAUUCAUAUACCUGAAAACAUGGCUGUAGGCCACGAAGUUUAUUUCGCUAGAGCUACGGACCGUGAUUCUGGCUCAAAUAGGACUGUAUCUUACACAUUGACUUACAACGCUGAUAAUAGUUUUCGUAUAUCAGAAACCACUGGAGUAAUUUAUCUUAACAAGCCUAUAUCGAACGAGCCUGGCAGUAUUGUGCCUAUUGAAGUUACAGCAACUGACAAUGGAAGCCCUGCCCUUGCUACUAAGCAUUCCAUAGCUGCAAUAAUAGACGACGUAAAUGAUCACACUCCCGUGUUCGACCACACUUCUUAUGAAACUUCGUUACUAGAAUCUACUCUUGUCAACACUCGAUUUUUCGCUAUUUCUGCUACAGAUGCUGAUCUUGAUGCAAGUGGCUUAGUAUCGUAUGAAAUUGCGGAAGGAAAUACUGAUAACAAGUUUGGUAUAUUUCCUGAUGGAUACCUUUACGUCAAAAGUCCAUUAGAUCGCGAAGAACGGGACUAUUACUCCUUAACAAUAGUAGCUUCGGAUCAGGGAAAGCCAACCAGAUCGUCACAAGUACCUGUUGUUAUUCACGUACUCGAUGAAAAUGAUAACAGUCCACAGUUUACAAACACAACGUUUGUAUUCAAAAUUAAAGAAAAUGAACCACAAGACACUUUCGUGGGUAAAUUGACAGCAACUGAUCGAGACAUCGGACGAAACGCUGAACUGACUUUCAGCCUCUCAUCGGCGCAAAAUGACUUCAGAAUAGAUACCAGAAAUGGAUUUAUCAAAACUAUGAAAUCAUUUGAUAGAGAAAGCUUAGUACACAAUACAGGACAAAAUUAUAUUACACUCACAGUAACUGUCACUGACAACGGAAAACAAAGAUUAUCUGAUUCCGUUAGAGUUACAAUUUACAUAACAGAUGUAAAUGACAAUUCUCCUAUGUUUGUGAAAACUCCAUACAAAGUGGAUGUGUCUGAGGGAGCUUCUGUUGGAGCUUCAAUAAUGAGAGUGUACUCGACUGACGCUGACGAAGGUCUUAAUGGGGAUAUAUAUUACAAGCUCGUUGGAGGAGAUGAUAUGGGUAACUUUAUGUUAGAUGAAGCCACGGGUCAAUUGUUGAUCAAAAAGUCCCUCGAUCGAGAAACAGUCGAUAAUUAUCAGCUAACAAUAUUAGCACACGAUUCAGGACAAACUCAACAGCUGUCCGCCACGACAACCAUCUCCGUUAAAGUUCUUGAUGAGAACGAUAAUGCUCCAGUGUUCACGCAAACCCAUAUGAAAGUGUCUGUGCUGGAAACAGAACCUGUCAAUACAAAGAUAAUCCAAUUUCAUGCAACAGACGCGGAUCUUGGUAUCAAUAGAGAAGUGCAAUUCUCAAUUACGUCAGGUAAUAGAAAAGAGUCAUUCUUCAUCGAUAAUUAUUCGGGUGAGCUUUUCUUACAUAAACAAUUGGACUAUGAAGAUUUGACGUCAUAUGUUUUGAAUAUUACUGCAACCGACAAUGGAAACCCAAGUUUAUCUUCGAGCAUUUCCUUCAUCGUUAACGUGAUCGAUGCAAAUGACAAUGCGCCCAUAUUCACCAAUACAGCUAUUGUGCGACAAAUUAGAGAAGGGAUUCCGAAGCAUACCCCGAUAGUUACGGUUACCGCAGAAGACCCAGAUUCAGGCUUGAAUGGCAAAGUUUAUUAUUCGAUCACGCACCAAGACCCGAACGACAACAAAAGACAUUUCGCUAUAAAUAAUGUAACAGGGGUCAUUCAUACUUUAUUGCCCAUUGAUAGAGAAAGUAUUGACACGUUCCGCAUAACUGUUGUCGCGUAUGACAGAGCGGAACCUGCGUCGGCCAGGCUGUCUGCCGAGAAGCUUGUCACGGUUAUAGUAGAAGACAUUAAUGAUAACGCGCCAACCUUCGUAUCAAUGAAUGCAGCCGUGAUUAAUUCCAAGAGGCUAGGAAGGAGUGCCGGUAGGGGAUUAUUCAUCAUGAACGUGAUCGCACGCGAUCUGGAUUCGGGAACGAACGGACUGGUCACCUACAAGCUGAUUCACGGUGGAAAUGAUUUGUUUGAUUUGCAUAGAAGUAAUGGCGAGCUGACUCUUCGGUAUCCGCCAGCAAAGCCAGAAGCGCGGUGGAACCUUGUCAUCAAGGCAACGGAUGAAGCGGUGCUGAGUGAACAGAAAAGUACUGAGACUUACCUGACUGUGAUUAUGGGUGGCAGUGAGCUGGAAGGCGUGACUUGGACGAACCCGAGAUCGGUAUCAGUGGCUGAGAAUGAACCCGUGGGUACGGCGGUGUUAAACUUAACAAACAAUUACAAAUCCGGGUUGGAGUAUUACAUAGUGAAUGUGACCGGUGAUGGCCGACAAGUGGACAGACUAUUUGACAUAGAUUCUUCUCUAGGAAUCUUGUCUACCGCUGUUUCUUUAGAUCGAGAAGCUGGUGUUGACAGAUAUGAAGUGGAAAUUUGUGCCGUGUCUUCGGGAUUGCCUCUGCAAACCACUACAACUAAGGUCGAGGUCGUGAUCUUGGAUAAAAAUGACAGUCCCCCGGUGUUCAAAAACAUUCCACCGGCGUAUUUCGCCUCGGAGGACCUGGCGCCAGGGCAACCGGUGGCCACUAUAGUCGCGGAAGACCCGGACACCAUCGGGACCAUCACGUACAGCAUCCAGUCGGAAGGGCAGACUCCCUUUACACUGGAUCCAAACUCGGGCGUUCUGACGCUGAAGGAUCCUUUAGAUAGGGAGACGAUUUCGGAAUACCAAGUCGUCAUCAGAGCUGACGAUGGAAUGCAAUUUACUGAUGUCACUGUGGUUGUGCAGGUGACGGACUCCAAUGACAACCCGCCCGUGUUCAAAGAGAGCGCAUAUUCCUUCGACAUCCUGGAGAACGCCGCCCGGGGCACUAUCGUGGGCACGGUGGCGGCCUACGACCUGGACGCGGGGCCAAACGCCCAGCUCACGUACACGCUCAUCAGCGAUUGGGCCAAUGACGUGUUCUCGCUGAACCCACAGACUGGAGUGUUCACGCUUACUGCCAGGCUGGACUAUGAAGAGACGCAGCACUACAUCUUGGUAACCCAGGCCGUGGACAACGGGCGGCCCUCGCUCUCGGGCACCGUGACGGUGUACAUCAACGUGGUGGAUCUCAAUGACAACGCGCCGGUCUUCGACCCCAUGAGCUUCUCCAACGAGAUCCCUGAGGACGUUCCUGUCGGCACUUCGGUUGUUACUAUCAGUGCUACGGAUUUAGAUUCGGGGCUAAACGGCAAGUUGACCUACAAUAUCACAUCAGGAGACGACGCGCAGGACUUCUUCAUUGCCCCGAACGGGACGAUGUACACCGCUCGGCUGCUGGACCGGGAGACGUUGCCCAUCUACUACCUCGUUGUGACGGCGAAGGACUCGGCGCGCCCGCCCGAGCCACAGCUGUCGUCUACCGUGCAGGUCACCAUACAAUUAAAAGAUGUCAAUGAUAUGGCCCCAGAAUUCGUUUCUGCAAAUGUAAUAACCAUAUCCGAGAAUAUUCCUCUCAACACUGUCGUGAUGACUGUUAAGGCUGUGGAUAAAGACGAGGGAAGAAACGGAUAUGUUGAGUAUUUUAUGGCAUCGGACCAAGAAGUUAAUGGCUACUUUUCAUUAGGAAAUGUUGAUGGAAUACUGAGAGCCACGGGCAAGCUUGAUAGAGAACUGAAAUCGAGUUAUAUGCUUUCCGUGACAGCUAAAGAUAGGGGUGAUCCUCCGAAAGUAUCAAAAACGUUGAUCGAAGUCAAAAUUUUGGAUGAAAAUGAUAACAGUCCUGUAUUUGAUCCAAAACAGUACAGUGCAUCCGUACCAGAAAAUGCUAGCAUCGGCGCAAGUGUCUUGCAGGUUUCGGCUACUGAUAUAGAUGAAGAUGCUAAUGGAAGAGUUAGAUACUCUAUAGCUUCAGGAGACGAAAACCGUGAUUUCAGUAUUAGUGAAGAUACAGGAAUUGUAAGGGUUGCUAAAAACCUUAAUUUUGAAAGGAAAGCUCGUUACAUUCUAACGAUAAGAGCGGAAGAUUGUGCGGAAGACGACGUUAAAUUUGACACGGCUCAGCUGUCUAUCUCAAUUCAAGACAUUAACGAUAAUCCGCCUACGUUCUUAGAUUCACCAUACUUAGCGUACGUAAUGGAAAAUGUAAUACCUCCUAAUGGCGGCUAUGUUAUAACCAUUCAUGCUUAUGACGCCGACUCUCCGCCGUUCAAUAAUCAAGUACGCUAUUUUAUAAAAGAAGGUGAUGCUGACCUGUUCAAAAUAAAUGCGUCGACUGGACAAAUAUCGUUGUUAAGAACACUUGAUCGAGAAAUACAAGAUGAAUACACACUAUCACUCGUAGCUAUGGAUACAGGUUCACCUCCUUUAACCGGGUCUGGUACAGUAAAAAUAAUCAUACAAGAUGUCAAUGACAAUAGUCCCAUAUUUGAAAGACAAAGUUACAAAACAAGAGUCAAAGAGAAUUUACCAACCGGAACUAUCAUACUUAGUCCAAAAGCAACAGAUAAGGAUAUUGGAAAUAAUGCCAAAAUUCGUUACAGCCUUCUGGGUGACAAAUCUGAAAGAUUUCAAAUUGAUGCUGGAACAGGCGUUAUCUCCACUAAUGCAUCAUUAGACAGAGAAGAGUGGGAUGUCUAUUAUCUAAUAAUAAUGGCACAAGAUUCAUCCACGACUGAUCCACGCACAGCUACGGCCAAUCUUACAAUUGUCGUUGACGAUGAAAAUGACAACACGCCAACCUUUUCUCAACCUGAAUAUGAAACUUACAUUUCAGAUCGCACUAUCACAGGAGAUUUUAUUUUUGGUGUUAAAGCUACAGAUAGUGAUAUAGGCUUAAACAAGAAAAUAAAAUAUGAUUUGAAAGGUGAACAUCAAAACUUAUUCACUAUAAAUAAAGAAACUGGCGUAAUAAAAGCGGAGGAAAAUCUUAUGAAAUAUAGAGGCAAAAGUGGAUCAUCUUUUAAUUUAAUAAUAGUUGCUACAGAUUCAGGUACUGCACCGAGACAAACUACAGCUGAAUUAAAACUUAUACCCAAGUCAGUAAGAAACUUUCCAAAAUUUGCGGUUACAAAUAAAUUAACCUUCACAUUUUCGGAAGAUACACCUGAAGGUGUUUUAGUUACAAGACUAUCAGCAUCAUCACCAAAGACAGGUCCAACAGGCCUAUUACAAUACGCUAUUGCUGGCGGCAACGUAGGUGAUGCUUUGAGAGUAGAGCCAAUGAGCGGAGAAGUUUUUGUCACCGGAAAAGGUCUUGAUUAUGAAACCAUGCCUUUAUACGAAGUUUGGUUUGAAGUAAGAGAUUCAGAUAACCCACCACUAAAGUCUUUUAUAGAAAUCGAAAUCAAAGUAACUGAUGCAAACGAUAAUGCUCCCGUCAUUGAACAGGCACUCUACAAUGCCACUGUCUUAGAAGAAGAGUCCCCUUCACAACUUGUCAUUAAAAUAGAAGCUCGCGAUGACGAUUCUAAUGAAAAUGGUAGAAUUAGUUACAGAUUGGUUAAUGAUUAUGAAGAAACAUUUGAAAUCGACUCUGAAAGUGGAGAAAUAUAUACUAAUAUGGCUUUAGACAGAGAAACAACUCCAUUUUAUGAAUUAUUGGUAGAAGCCUAUGAUCAUGGAACUCCUCAGUUGGUAGGAAGUUCAACAGUUAUCGUAACAGUUUUAGAUAAAAAUGACAAUCCGCCACGAUUUACAAGGCUGUUUAGCGUCAACGUCACAGAGAAUGCAGAAAUUGGAUCUUUUGUAAUCAAAGUAACUAGUUCUGAUUUGGACUCGGGGCAAAAUGCUAAUGCAACAUACAGUUUUGUGGAAAACCCCGGUGGAAAGUUUGUUAUCGAUCCCAUCAGUGGUAAUGUGACUGUCGUUGGCUCCUUGGACAGAGAACUACAAGACGAAUACAUAUUGAAAGUUGCCGCUAUUGACGGAGCGUGGAGAUCAGAAACACCUUUAACAAUAACCAUACAGGACCAAAAUGAUAAUGCUCCAGAAUUCGAGUACUCUUACUACAGUUUCAACUUCCCAGAGUUACAAAAGAAGAAUAGUUUUGUAGGACAAGUCAUUGCAAAUGACAGAGAUAAACAAGGACCAAAUUCUAUAAUAUCUUAUGCAUUACAGCAACCUUCGGAUAUAUUUACAAUCGAUCCUGCUACAGGUGAAAUAUUGAGCAAAUAUGUCCUGAGAUAUAAAAGAACAUCGAUAAAUUCUUCACCUGAAAAUACUUAUUCCGUAAUUGUCAUAGCCACAGAUAAUGGUAAACCCCCAAUGUCGUCAGAAUGUUUGGUUACGAUUAAUGUUGUGGAUGCAAAUAAUAAUUCGCCUAAAUUCCGUGACCACGAAAGAUUGGUACCUGUUCCAAAGGAUGCUACUUUAGGCGAAAAAAUCGUCAAACUGACCGCCGAAGAUAAUUUGGACUUUGGAAUUAACGCAGAAGUUGAAUAUUACGUGUCCGGAGGCAAUGGGUCAACAUUUUUCACCAUCGACAAAAGAAACGGCUGGAUAAUUGUCAAGAAACAAUUUUAUGAUCUUGGUCAAUAUUACGAGCUGAAAGUAAAAGCCGUUGAUCGUGGAGUUCCUCCGCAAUCAGAUGAAACGUAUUUGUCUUUCGUUGUAACCGGCGAGAAUAUGUUUGCACCUAAAUUUACAGCACUAAGCUAUCAAGUUAUAGUACCAGAAAAUGAACCAACCGGAUCUUCUAUACUAACAGUUAAAGCUAGCGACGAUGACGAAGGUCCAAACGGAAUAGUCCGAUAUGCUAUUUCAUCUGGGAACGUCGGAAAAGAUUUUGCAGUUGAUCCCGUAUCAGGCACAAUAAGCAUUCUACGGUCACUUGAUUACGACACUAUUCAAGAGUAUCGUUUGAAUAUAACUGCCAGCGAUCUGGGCUUUAAGCCAAAAGAGACAACAGCUACAUUGACAAUUAUUUUAACAGAUAUCAAUGACAAUGCUCCUCUUUUCAACCAAACUCACUACACCGCCUUUUUACCAGAGAAUGCACCAGUUAAUAGUUUCAUUUUCACAGUGAAGGCAAUUGAUAUAGAUUCGCCAAAAAAUGCAAUUAUCAAAUAUUCAAUUAAAAAUAAUGAAAUUAAGUCCUUAUUUCGUAUUGAUGUAAAUACUGGCGAAAUAUUUUCAAAAGAAAUAUUUGAUUAUGAAGAAAAGUCCAUGUAUAAAAUUGAAAUAAUGGCUGCAAAUCCAGAUACUACAAUGAAGAGUAUGACUGAAGUAUUAGUAGAAAUAACAGGCGUAAACGAAUUUUAUCCAAAGUUUACUCAGCCAGUAUUUCACUUUGAUGUAUCGGAAUCAGCUGAGGUUGGCACAAAUGUUGGCGUUAUUCAAGCGACUGAUCAAGAUAGUGGUGAUGAUGGAAUAAUUUACUACCUAUUCGUGGGUUCUAGUAACGAUAAAGGCUUCAGUAUUAACUCUCAAACCGGUGUUAUAAGAGUCGCUCGAUACUUAGACAGAGAAACCCAAAAUAGAGUAGUGUUGACAGUGUUAGCUAAAAAUUCAGGCGGAAUACAUGGAAACGAUACUGACGAAGCACAAGUCAUAAUAUCUAUACAAGAUGGCAACGAUCCACCCGAAUUCUUGCGGCAUAACUACGAGGCGGUCAUUUCUGAAGGUGCAAACAUAGGACACCAAGUGAUACAAGUUCAAGCCCUUGACAAAGAUGUUCGCCCACAGAAUAAUCAAUUCAGCUUCUCAAUAAUUGGAGGAAACGUCCAUCAAGAUUUUAAAAUAGACCCAUUAUCUGGUGAAAUAGAAGUUGCACGUCAGCUGGACAGAGAGGCACUGCCCACAUAUUCUUUGAUUGUUGGCGCCAUUGAUACCGGUGUUCCACCUCAAACUGGUACAGCCACAGUCACGAUAACCUUAACUGACAUUAAUGACAAUGGGCCUAUAUUUGAUGUCGCCAACUUUAAUGGCGCAGUUUUUGAAAAUGAACCACCAAACACCAGCAUAACAACACUCACUGCAAAUGAUCCCGAUCUCCCACCAAACGGUGCUCCAUUUUCUUAUUCUAUCAUAGGAGGAAAACAUCAAAAUUUCGUUAAAGUACACAAACAUACAGGAGUUAUGUUAACUACAAAGAAAAUAGACAGGGAACUGACUCCUUAUUUAGAAAUAAUCAUACAGAUAGAAGAUAGCGGAACACCCGUCAUGUCAUCAAAUUAUACAAUACCUAUAAAAGUGCUAGAUCGUAAUGACAACCCCCCAACAUCAAGAUCAGUGCAUGUACUUGUCUAUGCAUUUAACAAUAAAGUGCCACCUGGAAAAAUAGCCGACGUUAAACCAAAUGACCUAGACAUUGUUGGUGACUACAAAUGCAAAAUUAUCAAGGACUCGACAUCCGACCUCACGCUUUCAUUAUUGUAUGUCAAACAGGGAUGUGAUUUACACACAAAUGCAGUGAGACCAGGCCAAGGAUAUUCAUUUUCUGUGUCUGGUAAUGAUGGCAUUCACAGAGAUGUGGUCUCAUCCGUUAGCGUGGAAUACUUCUCUUUUGAUAAUAAUACAGUAGAGCAAUCUGUAACCCUUAAAAUCGUUAAUAUGACGGCAUCUCAUUUCCUGACACAUUAUUACAGAAGUUUACUUGAAACCCUUAAAACGGGACUCAAAAACACAGAAAGUGUUUAUUUAUACAGUAUCAAUGAGGAUGAUGGUAACUUGUAUCUUACAAUAGCUACUAAAGGAAAUCAUUCAGUAUGGAAAAGGGAGCUUACCGAAAAACACUUGAAAGCCAAAGAGCGCGACAUGUCAAAGUUAUUAAAGAGUCAAAUAAUAGUAUCUUACAUGCCGUGUUCUUUCCACGAAUGCCAAAAUAAUGGUAUAUGCUUCGAUUCAAUAAAAGUUUUAGACCAAACUAAAAUAACAGAAAGCGCCGCUUUGAUUCUUUCAUCGCCUUUAGUGCGGCAUGAGUUCACUUGUCAUUGCACGGAAGGAUUUAUGGGCGACAAAUGUGAAAAACGACAAGAUCCGUGCUCUCCAAACCCAUGUCGCUUCGGAGGUCAAUGUCGAAAACAGGGCCAUGACUUUGUUUGUACAUGUCCGACUCGCCGUGAAGGCAAAACGUGUGAAUUAGAAAGAGACGACUUAUGUAAUACAAAUCCAUGUAAAAAUGGUGGAUCUUGCAAAGAAAGUGCCGAUAGAAAAACAUUCUUCUGUUUGUGCCGUCCUGGUUAUCGAGGGAAUGAGUGUGAAGCCUUAGUGGACUCCUGCAGACCCAACCCAUGCCUCAAUGGUGGAAUAUGUAUAAGCCUGAAGCCUGGAUACAAGUGCAGCUGCACAAAUGGCCGUUACGGUGCUCAUUGUGAAAGCUCUACUUUCGGAUUUAAUGAGCUAUCUUAUAUGCAAUUUCCUGCCUUGGAUGCCUCUACCAACGACAUUACAAUCAUAUUUGCAACUACUAAGUCUGAUGCGCUGCUACUAUACAACUACGGGGCACAAACAGGAGGGAGAUCCGAUUUUAUUGCAAUUGAGCUGCUAGGGGGAACACCUGUAUUUUCAUUUGGAGGUGCGAGGACAUCUAUUGCUUCAGUCGCUAUCACGGAUACUAGGAAGAACUUUGCAGACGGCGGAUGGUACAAGUUGACCGCAACCAGGAACGGCCGUGUUAUAUCGCUGAGCGUCACUUCUUGCACGGACCAUGGUGACGUUUGCAUGGAAUGCGAACCCGGCGACCACUCCUGCUACAACGACGAAACUGGGCAAGCAGGGACAUUAAACUUCAACAACGAACGCCUUCUCAUCGGUGGUCUUCACAAAGCUGAUCCAGUCCUAGAACGCCCGGGACAAAUUCACACUGAUGACUUUAUCGGAUGUAUCCACAGUAUAUCAAUAAAUGGACGCUUAUUAAAUUUAACAAAUCCCAUAAAAUCCCGUGGAGUUGAGCCAAAUUGUGGUCGAGAAGAAAAGGGAGCUUGUUAUAAAAAGGACGUGUGUGGCAACGGUGAAUGCCUAGACCGAUGGAAGACAAAUUACUGCAAAUGCGAUGGCAAUGUUUUAUCCUCAGACUGCGGUUCGUCAUUCCAGCCUAUAUCUGUUGGUGGAAAUGGAUUUGUCUACUAUACAAUCUCGGAAAAACAUCGAAGAAUGCAGCUGUUGGAGACAUUCUACAUAGAAGACACAGCCUGGAACAAAAAACCUAGUAGACUUUCAGAAAAACACAUAAAUCCAGCCAAAUCACUGACGUUCUUUUUCAGAACGUAUCGUAAAGAAGGAAUAUUAUUUUAUUCUGCGACUGACAAGUACUACACCUUGAUUGAAUUAAUGGGAGGAAAAAUAGUUUACACUUCAAAACAAAAUACUAUCGUCAAUAUGACACAAGUGGAACAGGUAGAUGUUGCAGACGGCACCUGGCACAAUGUCACUUUGUUCUCUCUUGGAAGGAGUAUUCGCCUUAUAGUAGAUGGUGCCAAUGUAGGCGAAGAACUGGACGCUGCCGGGGUGCAUGAUUUUUUGGACCCUUAUUUAACAGUAAUUUCAUUUGGCGGCGUAAAAACAGAAUUUUUGCCCGUUACCAGCAACAACAAUUUUGAAGGCUGUUUAGCAAACUUUUCGAUCAAUAGCGAAAUACAACCUUUUACUGGAAACGGAAGUAUAUUCAAAGAACUAAUUCGUAAAGGAAAAAUAUUAGCUGGAUGCCAUAGUAGCUUCGGAGUCGGCCUAGCGCAAAAUCCCGAUCCUCUCAGUAUCGGCAUUACCCUUGUCAUCGUCUUCUUCAUUAUUCUGAUUGUUGCCAUCUUAGUAUCGUUUGUCGUGUUCCGUCUUCGAAAGCAAAAGAAAGAAAAAGGUAACAUGCCAACGGGUAAAAGCAUCAUGCAUUCCAAACAAAACGGUGGUCCUGCUAUAUUGAAUGCACCGAACUUGAUAGCUGGUACCAAUGACAGUAUGAUGAGUCGAAAUUUACACAGCAACGAAACAAGUCUGAACAGCUAUAUGUCUGAUAAUGCUGACAUUAUGCGAAACGUCGGUCAUAUUGUUGGCCCCGAACUACUAUCUAAAAAGUACAAAGAUCGUGAAAUAAUGAAUAUAGACCCGCCACGGCCACAGAGACCUGAUAUCAUAGAGCGUGAAGUAGUGGGCAAAAGUCCUGCGCUAAGAGAAGAUCAUCACCCGCCACCGCCACCAUCUACAAAUAAUUCUCAUCAUACACAUGACCACCCAAGUGGAAUGGAUUUGAACUCGGAGAUACCUGAGCAUUAUGAUCUCGAAAAUGCCAGUUCUAUUGCGCCAUCGGACAUAGAUAUUGUUUACCAUUACAAGGGAUUCCGAGAAGCUGCAGGUAUUCGUAAAUAUAAAGCAACACCUCCUCCCAUAGCUGGGUACCACCACAAGCACCAAACACCUCAACACAGGCAUUCACCACAUCAUGCCGGUUAUCCACCGAGAGUCCUACCACAACCGUCUCAGCCUCCGUCACAACCAAGACAACACCAAACCACACCAUUAGCCCGAUUGUCUCCUAGUAGUGAACUAAGCCAACAACCAAGGAUAUUAACUCUUCACGAUAUCUCAGGGAAGCCUCUACAAAGCGCAUUACUCGCAACUACGUCAAGCUCAGGAGGCGUAGGCAAAGAUGCUCUUCAUAGCAACAGCGAACGAAGCUUGAACAGUCCGGUCAUGUCUCAAUUAAGUGGCCAAAGUUCAUCCGCUGGGAGAAAAACACCUAGUGCUCCACCUCAAGUUCCUCAAGUAGUUUCUGUAGGGUCGGGAGCGGUCGGUCUAACCGCAGAAGAAAUAGAGAGAAUGAAUGCACGACAAAGAACUUCAAGUCUAGUGUCAACCUUAGAUGCAGUAUCGAGCUCGAGCGAAGCACCUCGAGGUGGAGGGGUCGGUCAUCAUAUGUCACACAGGCAUCACUCGCCACCUGUCGACAAUAGAAGUUCAACCGGCUCUGACGAUGAAAGUGGUAAUGAUAGCUUUACAUGUUCAGAAGUAGAGUAUGAUAAUAAUAGUAUAAAUGCUGACAAGCCAGAGGAUGUGAGAAGACCCAACGUGAGUAGCGGCAAUAAUUCGAAAAAGCCUAUUUUACCACCUCCGUAUGAAAGUUUUGAUUCGUCCUUUCGGGGAUCUCUCAGUACUUUGGUCGCAUCUGAUGAUGACCUCGCGCCGCACGUUGGGUCCGCGCUGUACCGACAGGCUAACGGGUCGCCUGCCCCAGCUACCUUAGGGUGGGACUAUCUGCUCAACUGGGGUCCGAAUUUCGAAAGUAUGAUUGGCGUGUUUAAAGAUAUCGCUGAAUUGCCCGACUCCGUUAACGGUCGAAUAUCUUCCUCUUUAAGACUUCCAAAUGGCACUCCUAAGCCAUCAGAAGAAUACGUGUAAUGUAUAAAUUAGUAUAAGGACAUUAUUGUAAAUAGACUGGAGUAAUUUUAAGUUUUGUACAAAUAUUUGUUGCGAUCUUGUAUCAAGGUCUCUCUAGAUUCAAUUCUCUUGCCAUAUCUUGUUGAUCGUUUUGUGUAAUAAACUUCAUGAAAUUUUGUAAUGUAUUGAAUGAAUAUCGUGAAUGUACAUAUAGAAUAGGAAGUCACUUUGUAUAUAAGAAAUGAAGUUAAGUUUCUGUGUCGUUUUAAUACCUAGUUUUGAGAUUGUCAUCAAAAAUAAUUUAAUAAAUAAGAUUGCAGACAACAGUAUUUUGUUGGGUUGUGUAUCCUGAGGCAA